AUGGCAAAAAUGAAAUUCUAUUUUUUCGUGAUUUCAUCAGUUCUAGCGCUCGAAGAAAUUUGGUCAGUUCCGGUUGAUUUCGAUGUCGAAGAGAAUUUUUCUGGAGAUUUUGGAUCGGGAGAUGUUUUCAGAGAUUUGGACUACCAAGCCGACAGCACGGGGAAUGCCGGGAAAAACGAAAGUCCAUUAGAACUCGCUUGCGGCGUGUCUGAAAUUGAACUCGUGCUCAAUCGAGAUUGGUUCACGAGACAAGGGCUUUCAUGGGAGGAGAUUCAAGUUGGUGCUGUUGAUGAUGAGCAGAUGAAAAUUACGCCGGACCAGUGCAAGGUCAAUUCUGAUUGGAGGAUAUCAUUGACCCUUGCAAACAAUCAUUGUGGCACAAAAAGAGUCGUAGAAAGAGCUGGAAACACUACAAAAAUGAUCUUCUCCAACUCCAUCUUUUCCGGCUUUCGGUCAAAAUCGGCAGUAACUGGCGAACAAGUGCACAUCCAGUUCUCUUGUGGCUACGACCUGAACCAUCAAGUGCAGGUUCAUUGCUCUCCUAAUGACCAUUUGCGACAUGUCGCGAUUAGCGGGCUUGAUUGA
Molecule: messenger RNA, 585 nt
Organism: Oikopleura dioica
Lineage: Eukaryota; Metazoa; Chordata; Appendicularia; Copelata; Oikopleuridae
Source: the annotation of a GenBank genome assembly